Messenger RNA from Piliocolobus tephrosceles (Ugandan red Colobus), 657 nucleotides. RefSeq names its product putative golgin subfamily A member 8D. Gene Ontology annotation, molecular function: protein binding. The annotation marks the transcript as partial. The transcript has 3 exons. The record is from RefSeq and is a predicted model, not a curated record. Gene Ontology annotation, cellular component: Golgi cisterna membrane; Golgi apparatus; cis-Golgi network. Gene Ontology annotation, biological process: Golgi organization. NCBI's taxonomy places the organism in Eukaryota, Metazoa, Chordata, Mammalia, Primates, Cercopithecidae.
GAAUGUUCGUCCGCUUAUAAUAGAGGCAGGGAGCAGUGCCAAAGAUGCAGCAAUGGGAGGAGGACAUCAUCAGGCUGGUCCAGCACAGGGAGGAGAUGAAGGUGAAGCUGCUGGCGCUGCAGGAGAUGCGGUUGUGGCUUGUGCUGACCACCACAACAAGCACAGCAAAUUCCUGGCCGCUGCCCAGAACCCGGCUCAUGAGCCCAGUCCAGGAGCCCCACCCCCCCAGGAGCUUGGGGCUGCCGACCACCAUGGUGAUCUUUGUGAGGUGAGCCUCACCGACAGCGCCGAGCCUGUGCAAGGAGAGGCCAAGGAGGGUUCUCCCAACCACGACCCUACUGCACAGCCCAUCGUGCAGGACCACCAGGAGCACCCAGGCUUGGGCAGCAACCGCUCUGUGCCAUUCUUCUGCUGGGCUCGGCUGCGGAGAAGAAGGAGAUAAACAUCACAAUCAUCAAAGAGCUGGUCAAGACAUUUUUGAAAAAGAAACAAAGUUAUGGGGUUAAUCUCCUACACAAUCCAUUUACUUCAUUUGAAUGUUAGAGCCACUCAUGAUUAUUUGUGCUUCUAAUUUAUAGUUUAAGUUUAUUUGUAAAAAUUUAAAAGAGAGUGGGUCUCUGUGGCCUUCACUGAGGUUCACUCUGGCAUCCUUUAGCA